This is a messenger RNA of Oryzias melastigma (Indian medaka), 1107 nucleotides long. RefSeq names its product iron-sulfur cluster assembly 2 (gene isca2). Gene Ontology annotation, cellular component: mitochondrion. Gene Ontology annotation, molecular function: 4 iron, 4 sulfur cluster binding; iron ion binding; 2 iron, 2 sulfur cluster binding. Bases 80 to 607 code for a protein of 175 amino acids. Gene Ontology annotation, biological process: iron-sulfur cluster assembly. Lineage: Eukaryota; Metazoa; Chordata; Actinopteri; Beloniformes; Adrianichthyidae. The record is from RefSeq and is a predicted model, not a curated record. The transcript has 4 exons.
GACAUGAUUUCUAACCAAUAAACGCGAGUUUCUUUCUACCCCCAACCAGCGGCUGAAGGUUGAAACUUAACAACGUCAUAUGUUAUGGAAGAUGUCAGUAACGAUGUUCACGGCGUCUAAAUCAAAAAUAUUAACCCUCGUGAGAGCGUGCAGUCUGCUGAAAAACGUCAAGGCGAGUGAAGUGAAAUAUCGGCGACCACUUCAAGCUUGCUUUCCGGCAGGGCUUCGGGGCUUCAGCAAUGCCUCCUUACAGGAGAAGACAGGAGUCUCGGGACACUCCGAAGACAAAGUUUAUCUCACAGAGUCCUGCGUCAAGAGGCUGGCAGAAAUAAUGGCGAAGGGCGAGUACCUGAGGAUACACGUGGAGGGGGGAGGCUGCUCCGGAUUCCAGUACAAGUUUUCUGUCGACAGUAACAGGAAUGAAGAUGACAGGGUGUUCGAGCAGGGGGGCGUGGGUGUGAUCGUGGACCAGGACAGUCUGGAGUUCGUGAAAGGAGCCACUGUGGACUUCAGCCAGGAGCUGAUCCGCUCCACCUUCCAGGUGCUGAAGAACCCUCAGGCUGACCACGGCUGCUCCUGCGGAAGCUCCUUUUCUGUCAAACUAUGAUGCUCCAGUCGCUUCUAUUUGACUCUCUGAUUAAAAAACAACACAUAAAAAUAAGGAUUAAGGAAAAAAAAAAAAAAAACUCUUUUACCAUGUUGAUACACCAAAAACAAAAGGUCACUUUGGUUCAUUUGUGGCAAUUAAGAUAAAUUAUCAAUAAAAUACUAUGUUGUACUAUUAUUUCAGUUAAAGGGAAGGUCUAAAAUUACUGGUUAAUAUUUCCAGAUUUCCUCUUUUUGUGUCUUCUUUUCUGGGGUUUAUUAUAUGAAAUGACAGAUAUUUAUUAAUCAGUGAACUAAACUUGAAAAAGUUUACAGAGAUUCACUGAACUUUGACAAAACCUGGUCCUAUGAAACAGAGGCUUGCUUAAAAUUAUAUUAAAUAUUUAUACUUCAGAUCUUCUUUUAAGUCUCAAAUAUGUAAAUAGCCUAUAAGUAUGUCUGUAGAGUUUUAAAGUAUGUGUUUUUCUUUUUAAAUAAAUGAAGUGAAACAUAAAAAUGUAA